Messenger RNA from Diceros bicornis minor, 4963 nucleotides. RefSeq names its product 1-acylglycerol-3-phosphate O-acyltransferase 4 (gene AGPAT4). Gene Ontology annotation, cellular component: endomembrane system; mitochondrial outer membrane. Lineage: Eukaryota; Metazoa; Chordata; Mammalia; Perissodactyla; Rhinocerotidae. The record is from RefSeq and is a predicted model, not a curated record. The coding region runs from base 2900 to 4036 and encodes 378 amino acids. The transcript has 9 exons. Gene Ontology annotation, molecular function: 1-acylglycerol-3-phosphate O-acyltransferase activity.
GAUCUGCUCGCCGUGAGACAAAAGCCAAUCGUCAAGAGGCAAGAUGGUGGAAAAGAAAGGGCAGUUGAUUACAGCUUGCUAGCAAGGGGGAAGAUGGCCGACUAAUGUCUCAAAGAACCAUCUUACAGAACAAAGACUAUAGCCAGUUAUAAAGAGGGCUGGUCUCUGAGUGAGGGAGGCAUCUGGUCUGAGGGUGGGGGCAUCCAUCUGGUCUUAGUUCCUGGCAGUCUUUUGUUUUACUUGAUAUGCAUCAGGGACUGGAGCAACGCCCUCUACCCUGAUCUUUCAGUUGUCAUUGAUGAUGGCUAUCAGCAUAGAGUCUGCCUGGGGGUCAUCACAUUAGUAAGGAGCUCAAAAGAACAAAGUUAUCAACUUAUAGCAGCUGGGAGGGGCCAUAAAUUCCAGAGUUAGUCAGAGGUCAUCCAAAGUUGCAACAUGGUUUCUUUUCUACAAUAUGGCCUCCCUUAUGUCAACCCUGUAUUGAGCUGGUAUCAAGAAUGUUUCUAGCACAAAGUGCAGGAGGCAGGGAGACCCCAGUCAGGCUGGUGCCGUUGUCCAGGGGACAGAGGUGGAGGGCCCUGGCCUGGGCUUGAGAGGAGGAUGCAGAGAGCGGACUAGGUCUGAGGACUGCAGGAGGUGAAGCCGCAGGAUUUGGUAACUGGUUGUACAGAAGGCCUCUUUGACUCAGGGGUAGUAAAUACAGAAAAAGCCUUUUCUAUAAUAUUCUUCCCAAAGUGUGAUUUAUAGUAUGCUUUGUAAUGUAGUCAAUUAUGCACUUGAAUAAUAAUCAACAUCCUUUAUUCAGCACCUACCACUGUGUUGUGUGCUCUGCAUGUCAUAUCUCAUUUCAAUCUUACUCCAGCUCUCUGGGUUAUGAAUUAUUUUCUCUAAUUUGAUUUAAAACUGAGGCACAGAUCAGUUAGCUAACUUUCCUAAAGUCACAGAGCUAGGAAUACCUGUUCAUGGAGCAAAGCCUGUGACUUUUGAUCUGGGCAGAAUUAUAAAAGCAUCAUAUAUACCUGCAUGAUGUAUUCUUUCCCACAAUUUCCCAGGAAGUUCUUUUAGGGUGAAAGGACUUUCCAUAGCUUCAGAAUGGACAGAAAUCCUACAUCUUAACUCCCCGAAUCAUGUGGAAAUUUAAGAAGUUCCUUGAGACCAAACAAUAUAAUGAAAGUUUCAUAGUGUCAUUAAAAUUCUCAUUUGGCUUCCAUUUCUAGAGGAAUAAUAGGGUUAAAGUUGAAGCAGCGGAAACAGGGAGAGAGGACCAUAGACAUAUUUGAAAUGUGCCUGAUUAUUUUAAUUAUUUAUAUUGGUUCCAAUUUUAGCCAAAUAAGACUGCCUUUCCCCCUUCUCCCACUCCUGUCUUCCCAAACGGCUGAACUGUGCUUCGUCUUUAAGAUAGUCUGGUCUUAAAUAGGCUGUACUCCCCAGAGAAGACGUACCUUUCCAGAACGUGCUUUCCAAGGCUGAGAUCUAGCUAUGUCCUGUGGGUGCUGGGCAGGCCGUGAGCUGCAAUUUCCUAAUAACAGUUGCACCACGUGACACAAUCCUGCCUGCCUCUCCUGGCAGUCAAGGUAUCCUCCCCUUGUCAAAGGCUGCAGGAACAUUUCAUUAACGAGGCUCUGGAGACUGCCCAGCCUCCUUCUCUGGACGCUCUCUGCUGGGCUUUGUAGGCUGGGGGCCUUUUCGGAACCAUGAGAAGCAGCAUCGCCUAGGGAGGAGCAGGGCUGAGUCACAAAGCCUGGGUUUGGGCCCCAACCCAGGCCACCUGCUUAAUCUCCGUGGGACCUUGGGCUCUUUGAGACCGGGGACUGUCUCUUGGUCUGCGCUUUCCCUGGCACUCAGAAGUGACCUGGCCCGUCCUGUGCCCUUGUUUCCUGACCUGGUCAGGGAAGAGUCCAGGAGAGAUGCAAACUUCUUCAACCACCACAUCCUGGGGCCAUUUUGGUGGUGUGCCAGUGAGUGUGCAGAGCUGCAGGAUAAAGUGGGCCCAGCUCACUCAAACAUCAGUUUUGCUGAAAGAUCCAAGGGAAAAGAAUUUUUUUAAAUAAAACAAAUAUGGAUAUGUCGUGAUAUAAGAUGCAAAAUUUACAUGAACUUUUAAGACAAAACAAGACAUAUCACGUUUGGUUGUUUGGAUGGCUUUAGGCCAUAGCUCCAGACCCUUCAGAGUUAGUUUCCUUUGCUGAAGGGAAUAUUUCUGUGGAAAUUUUCGAGAAGAAAACUGAGCUGGAUGAUCUGUCAGUGACUCUUUGUGGGAAGGAAGAGUAGAUUUAUAGUCCUGCCCUUCCACUGAAUUUCUGUUUUCCCAUUCUCUCCAAAUGGUGAGUCUGGGGGUCAGGAUGGGGAGGGCAGGGCAUGAGGCAUCCCUGAGAUAUGCCUGUCUUGACUAUUUUUUCUUCUCUGUCUCUCUGUUCCUGAUGGUGGAAUGGAUGGGUCUCUCUCUGUGUAUCUGGUCACCCACCUUUUGGGACCUUCCCUCCCUUCUGCUGGAAUAAUCCCUUCUCUGGAUUAGCCCAGCACUUGUUCUGUUCUUUCUGGUCUCUCUUCCUCUCCCAUUACCUUGGCUGUCUCUUGGAUAAGGAAUUGCUUUACCUCUUACUGCUUGCUGAUAUCUUUUAUCACUAUUCUAUGAUGUUAUCCUCCUGUUCUCAUAAAGGAGUCUUUCUCUGGGAUUAUCUUUUGAAAUCUGAACAAAACAGUCAGGAGUGUGAAAUUUGCCAGUUCACAUCCUAACAAGCUGUCACACAGGUACCCAUUGCUUUCAAGGUCUCACACUCUCCAAGAGGAUUGAAGAAACCUCCUGCGUGAGACGCUUUCCUGAGUCCCGGACCCUUUUUCCCUCCGGAAAUACUCCACGGCGGGUAUUUAUUUUUUGGAAUACGAGCAACCCCACAUCAUGGACCUCGUCGGGUUGCUGAAGUCUCAGUUCCUGUGUCACCUCGUCUUCUGUUACGUAUUUAUUGCCUCGGGGCUAAUAAUAAACACCAUUCAGCUGUUCACUCUCAUCCUCUGGCCGAUUAACAAGCAGCUCUUCAGGAAGAUCAACUGCCGGUUGUCUUACUGCAUCUCCAGCCAGCUGGUGAUGCUGCUGGAGUGGUGGUCGGGCACGGAGUGCAUCAUCCACACAGACCCCCGGGCGUACCCCAAGUAUGGAAAGGAGAAUGCCAUCGUGGUUCUGAACCACAAGUUUGAGAUUGACUUUCUCUGUGGUUGGAGCCUGGCCGAACGCUUUGGGGUUUUAGGGGGCUCCAAAGUCCUGGCCAAGAAGGAGCUGGCCUACGUCCCCAUAAUCGGCUGGAUGUGGUACUUCACGGAGAUGGUCUUCUGCACACGCAAGUGGGAGCAAGACCGCAAGACCGUCUCGCAGAGCUUGCUGCACCUCCGGGAUUACCCAGAGAAGUAUUUUUUCCUGAUUCACUGCGAGGGCACCCGCUUCACAGAGAAGAAGCACCAGAUCAGCAUGCAGGUGGCUCAGGCCAAGGGGCUGCCCAGCCUCAAGUACCACCUGCUGCCGCGCACCAAGGGCUUCGCCGUCACCGUGAGGAGUUUGAGAAAUGUAGUUUCAGCUGUAUAUGACUGUACACUCAAUUUCAGAAAUAAUGAAAAUCCAACACUGCUGGGAGUCCUAAAUGGAAAGAAAUAUCACGCAGAUUUAUAUGUUAGGCGGAUUCCUCUAGAAGAAGUCCCGGAAGAUGAGGACAAGUGUUCAGCCUGGCUCCACAAACUCUACCAGGAGAAGGAUGCCUUCCAGGAGGAGUACUACAGGACAGGCACCUUCCCGGAGACGGCCAUGGUGCCCCCACGGCGGCCCUGGACACUCAUAAACUGGUUGUUCUGGGCCUCGCUGCUUCUCUACCCUUUCUUCCGGUUCCUGGUCACCAUGAUCAGCAGCGGGUCUUCCCUGACACUGGCCAGCUUCGUCCUCGUCUUCUUUGUGGCUUCCAUGGGAGUUCGAUGGAUGAUCGGCGUGACAGAAAUAGACAAGGGCUCAGCCUACGGCAACAUCGACAGCAAGCAGAAACAGAACGACUGACUCAGGACAUGUUGCCAUCCAAAGGGGACCUUGGGAACUGGUGGACGCUGCCUUUCAUCCUUGGUGGGACCCAGUGACGAAGCUGGGUGAGCCCCUGCUGGGAAGGCAGGGAGUCUGGUCUCAAUGCCGAAUGGGGAGGAAGACGUGCUUAAAUCUUUUCCCCCAUAUGCUUUAGUGGGUUUCGGUUCUCUUUCUUUUCAUGUGAGUGUGUGUGCGCAUGUGCGUGUGUGUGUAAGAGAAAGAACACGUGAGAAAGAUGCACGGUUGAGCCUGAGCCUCAUUCUGUGAUCACUGAGAUGGUAUCUGAGGCGCAGGGGGAGGGCAGGGAUGGGGAGCGAGGGGGAAGUGUUCCCUUCCAUCCUUUGGUGCUCGGUUUUCUGUAACCCUGGAUUGCCAGAGAUAGAGCGAGAGGCACUCUAGGUGAGAUGACUAAAUUAUGCCUCCAAAAAAAAAAAUUAAAGUACUUGGCUCCUCUGUGGUGUGUUUACACAGACCGCUCCAUCCUUCCAACCCAACCUCUGCCAUGCAUUCUGGUGUCCUGGACCACAGGGCUCUGGAGAGUGCUCUCGAGGAGGGAGCUGGGGGUAGGAGGACUCGGCAUGCCGGUGGCAGGUAGAGGCGGUGGGCAGGCCACCCUGAUGACCACUCCUGGCAGGAGACACAGAAGCAGGAGCCCGUGAGCGCCUGUUUAGGGGAAGAUGGCAGGUGCUGCAGGACUGGCUGAGCACAUCUGUAUGACACAGUGACAGGGCCCCUGUAAGACAGCUUCAGUUUCCCCAAUCUCCCUGCCAUGGAGUCUCCCUGGCCUAAGUCUUUAAGAUGUGCCCAACUCCCUGAAGAAACUGAUCUUGAAACUGAUCGUAAAAAUAAAGCCUGGGCAUUCUGUAGCGAGUGGAGCAAUGACUUUGCAUCCUCUGUUAAUCUCAG